Messenger RNA from Saxophila tyrrhenica, 2373 nucleotides. RefSeq lists its product as uncharacterized. The record is from RefSeq and is a predicted model, not a curated record. Bases 1 to 2373 code for a protein of 790 amino acids. NCBI's taxonomy places the organism in Eukaryota, Fungi, Ascomycota, Dothideomycetes, Mycosphaerellales, Extremaceae. The transcript has 2 exons.
AUGUCCGCCACAGACUCAUCACGAUCGGCCACCAUAGCAGAGCCGCGAUACGUGAGGCAAGUCCGCGAGUGGAUCAUUGCUUGCGAUGAGCUUCAUGGAGACUCCUGUGUGCCAGAGCCAGUCUCUCAGCGGCCACUCGAAGAUAUCCCUCGCUGGCUGAUUGAUGUGGACCAGCAAUGCAUAGUCCCUGGCCACUCUGCAGAUUGCUACCUAGCUCUAAGCUACGUCUGGCCAGAGACUCGAGAACCUGCAAAGUCCGCUUCAACACCACCACGCAGUCUGCUUCUUGAUGAGAAGACUGUCAUCGACUUCCAGAUACCUGGCUUCCUGGGCAGAGAGGAGACUGCAAAGCAAAUCCCGAGAGUAAUUGGGCACGCCAUGGAGCUCACUUCCGCACUGGGCGAAAGGUAUCUAUGGGUCGACCGGCUGUGCAUUGUGCAGAACGAUCUCAGCGAUGGUGGAACCCUCAGUCAGGUGGCAAAGAUGGACAAGAUCUAUUCAGGAGCUUACCUGACUAUCAUUGCAGCUGCUCCCGAAGAGAUGUACGAGAAUGGCCUGUACAUGGAAUGGCCUUCGUUCAGCACGACCAGAGAUAGGUACAAAUACGAUACUUGGCCCGUGGACUGGCCCCCGGAAGAUGAUUGGAAAUCUCUAGAUGAGCUACUGAAGCUUCCGACGAUGACUGAAGAGGAGGUAGCCAAAGCCAUGAGUGCACGAUACGUGAUGCUCUCCAGGUCUCGAUGGGCCAGUAGAGGCUGGACCUACCAGGAACAGAUCCUGUGCAAGAGAGCUGUUGUCUUCAUCGAGACUGGAUUGUUCUGGGACUGCCACUGCUGUGUGUGGGAUGGAGUCGAUCUCUCUCCUGGUCACGACUUUGAAGGCAUCGCUCUUCGGCAUGAUCUCGGCCAGCGAUUCUCGUCGAGAUGGUGGCCGGACUUCGCCUUCUAUCUGACCUCAUAUGCCCGUACAAUGGACGAGAAUUCAGCUACCCACAGGAUGCUUUGCUUGGAAUAUCGGCCUUUUGGCAUCGCAGAGCGCCGUGUAGAUCGCAAUGAGGAUGCUUCAGGCCGCUCGAGCUUGCCCUCGUGGUCGUGGUCUGGGUGGCAAGCGUUUGUCGACCCAUGGAGCCUCUGUUCCGGCUUGUCCUACAUUCUCGAUCCCCAGACGCAGGCCCGCGCUGGCAGUUGGCGUACGAAACGUCUUGUGGACUGGCAGGUCUUGCAUGAGAGCGAUACGCCAGAGCCAAUACUUGAGCCGCACCUGCUUGGUCAUCAUGCAGACACUUUGCGAUCGUAUCGCGGCACUAUAGACGGCUGGUUCAGAUGGGUGAAUUUCUGCGAGAGUGCUGGCAAAAGUCUCGCUGAGGCAGAUGUAUUCUUUACCCAUCAGAGAGACGACGCCGAGCGCUUUAGACACCCGAUACCGCUGGUCGAGGAUGCUGGGCAGGAAAGCUUUCUGAACAACGCAAGAUACUUGACGUGCUCAACCACCGAAACCCUUUUCUCUGUAGCAACGGUGCUCGAGUCAAGAAUGAGUACAGUAUCUACAGCGUUCGGCCCUUCCAAGAUAUCGGUCUUCGAGGACGAAAUCUUCAAACGAGGGCCGGCGCCCAGCAAAGCCUGCUCAAUCCUUGUGCUGCAGCAGUCGAACGGCGGGUUCGCUGGGCUGCUGCGACUAAUGGAUCGGACUGCGCUUGAUGAGCACACUACAGUAGCGCUAAUUGCAAUCUCAACUGGUACUGCAUCUGCGGAGGAUAUGCGGAAGUCUCUCGAGUGGCGAAUCUUCGAAGGCGCAAAGGAUGAGUAUGAGGACGGCAAUUACAGUCAAGAGUUACGUUACAGCCCAGCCUGGAAUACCUCGACAGAAACGUCUGCUUUGCUGUUCGAUGUCUCCAUGGCUUUUGGCAAGGACGCAGCGAAGACUGAAUAUGUUGAAUCCAAGUUCCCUGCAGUGUCGGCCCAGAUCCAGCAACGCAACAAUGAAAGCGUUGCGAGUGACGCUGCCCGACCCUCCAUCUUUCAAGCGUUCGAAUGGAUUGACAAUAGGGCACAGUUCAAAGCACGCAACGAUCUCCUCCUCGAACGUUCGGGCAUGCCACGUCAGACAGGAAAGGUUUCCGCAGCCGUACUUUGGGACAAGGUUCGAGCAAAGAUUCGAGACGGCUCUUUCUUCCAGCAGAACGAGGCGAUCCCAGAAGACGCACCGCCCGAGCAUAAGCACCUCGAGGCUUCAAACGAAGAGUUCUGCGAGUUCUACAACGUCCUUUGGAUCGAGCGUAUCGAUGGUGUUGAGUAUCGGAAAGCAUGCGGAUGGGUUCCGAAGUACAUCUGGGAGGCUUAUGCGACUGGCCCGGUGGAAGUCAAGCUGGGGUGA